Messenger RNA from Syzygium oleosum, 1139 nucleotides. Its product is annotated as ras-related protein RABA4d. The transcript is spliced from 2 exons. The coding region runs from base 353 to 1018 and encodes 221 amino acids. Gene Ontology annotation, cellular component: endosome. Gene Ontology annotation, molecular function: GTPase activity; GTP binding. The record is from RefSeq and is a predicted model, not a curated record. NCBI's taxonomy places the organism in Eukaryota, Viridiplantae, Streptophyta, Magnoliopsida, Myrtales, Myrtaceae.
UCUCUCAAAGUUCACAACUUUCUUCCUCCAUUGCACUUCCCAUCUUGUCCCAAUCUCGAGCUCCCAUGUCCGAGACGUCGCGACACCAAUUCCCGCACCAGACAUUUCUCCACAACCUCCUCUCCGAAUCAUCCGCAUCGCGAGCUCGCCCAGACCCAUCAGCCGAGAGAAAAAUUCCUGAUCAAAUCGGUCGAUGGACGCGACCCCGGAAGCAAAUCCGAUCCGCCACCAGCUUCGUCAGCACCUGAUCAGUGAUCCGGUUCGCUCCGGCUAGGGUCUCGUAGCUCCCCUUCGAUAACGCAGCGAAGGCGACGGGCGGGCGGCGGACUUUUUUUUGGGGGGGGGUUAGAGGAUGUCUAAUCUGUAUGGAGAUUACAACCAGAAGAUCGAUUACGUGUUCAAGAUCGUGCUGAUCGGGGACUCCGCGGUGGGGAAGUCCCAGCUCCUGGCCCGGUUCGCGAGGAACGAGUUCAGCGUCGAGUCGAAGGCCACCAUCGGGGUCGAGUUCCAGACGAAGACGCUCGUGAUCGAUCACAAGACGGUGAAGGCCCAGAUAUGGGACACCGCGGGUCAAGAGCGGUACCGAGCAGUGACGAGUGCAUACUACAGAGGUGCUGUUGGGGCGAUGUUGGUAUAUGACAUGACCAAGCGCCAAUCUUUCGACCACAUGACUAGGUGGCUGGAGGAACUGAGAGGUCAUGCUGAUAAGAAUAUCGUCAUCAUGCUCGUCGGCAACAAGUCCGACUUGGGCAGCCUACGGGCUGUCCCGACCGAAGACGCCCAAGAGUUUGCCCAGAGAGAGAGCUUAUUCUUUAUGGAGACAUCGGCUCUCGAAGCAACCAACGUCGAACCCGCAUUCCUGACGGUUUUGACAGAGAUAUACCGGAUCAUUUCCAAGAAGACCCUUAAUGCUAGCGAUGAAUCGGAUCCUGGUCUGCUUAAAGGGACGAAGAUUAUAGUCCCUGGACAGGAUGCAGAUGCCAGCGGAGGAAGGGGCGGGUGCUGCAUGUCGUCCUAAUCUUCUUCUUGAGAUUAUAUUUCUUUUCGGCAAGAUAAUCUUUCGAUCGACAUUUACUUUAGAAUUCCGUCCUUUGUAUGUAUUAGCCUUCUUGUAUUAUUUAGCAUUGGUACUUCUCAUC